UGACAAAGGUCUGUGGUAGGAACGAGGGUAAAUUAUAAAAGAAGUUCCCUUUCACAAUAAAAGCCCCGAUAGUCCCGGGGUCUUUUAUUGUGGAGGUGUGUUGCUCAGAGCGGAUGUUGGGGUGAAGCGGAGUGCUAAAGCUAGUUCAGAGCUAGUUUAGAGCUGGUUAUCUCACAUAAACUCGGUGUCUGUCGGUCAUUUAGAGCUCGGUCUGUCUUUCUCUCAUGCUGCUGCUUUAAAGAAGCUUCUGGAAGCUGCUCGUGCACACGCUCGGUCUCCAUGGCUACGGAAGACUUCUACGAGGUGGAGCGGAUCGUGGAUAAGAGGCGGAGUAAGAAGGGCCGGGUGGAGUACCUGGUCAGAUGGCGAGGGUACGGUCCAGACGGUGACACCUGGGAGCCGGAGAGUAACCUGUCCACCUGUAUGAUCUACGUCCACGACUUCAACCGCCAGCACACCGAGCGCCAGAGAGAUGCCACCUUACUGCGCUCUACCCGCAGUUCUCCCAGCCCACAGUAUAGCCCCGCCCACAGACCACUCUGCAGGCCAUCACCAGCCACCCACAGUGACAUCAGCAGUGACAUUAGCGCCAGUUUAUCGGGAGGCUGUGAUCAGGUAGAACCUGCCAUUGGUCCAGCUGUCUCGCCCUCGCCUGGCUCCACCCACCCUGCCUCCGCCAGCUCCCAGGAUCCCCUUCAGGCAGGCAGGUUGGGCGGCGGUGUGAUGUCAUCGCCUCUAGCAGGCUCCGCCCGCCGAAGCCUGGACCUGUCAAAAACCGGCAUCAAGAUCCUGGUCCCCAAGAGCCCGAUGAACAGCCGGCCGGACUCUGAGGAGUCGCCCAGCGAGGCCGCUCUCAGCCUGGACGCCGGCGCUCAGGAUGCUCACCUGGUCCCGCCUGAGGUGGCGCUGCUGGAGAAACCUGCAGGGGUUCAGCUGGGGCCAGGACAGGAACGGGCCCGCAUGGGAACCAGGCCCCGCAGCUUGAACCCCCCCCCACCACCACGGCUCCCCAUCACACCAGCUGCCAUGCGCUCCCUCGGAGGUUCGGGUUCCUCCUCGCUGAUGGAGGCGGUUCCUGCCAACGGGAUGUCCUGCGUUCAGAGUGCUGUUACUGGGGUGAGCAGUGCAACGGGGAAACGGCGUCUGGAGGAGCGCUCAGCCUUCGACAAACGUCUGAGGUUCAGUGUCCGACAGACAGAGAGCGCCUACCGAUACCGCGACAUUGUUGUGAAGAAACAAGACGGCUUCACGCACAUCCUGCUGUCAACCAAGAGCUCAGAGAACAACACGCUCAACCCUGAGGUGAUGAAGGAGAUCCAGAGUGCCAUGGCAACUGCAGCAUCAGAUGACAGUAAGCUGGUCUUACUGGGAGCUGUGGGCAGCGUCUUCUGCUGCGGUCUUGACUUCCUGUAUUUCAUCAGACGUCUGACAGACGACAGGAAAAAGGAGAGCAUCAAGAUGGCUGAAACCAUCAGGACCUUUGUCAACACCUUCAUCCAGUUCAGGAAACCCAUCGUGGCGGCGGUGAACGGGCCCGCCCUGGGCCUCGGCGCCGCCAUCCUGCCUUUAUGUGACGUGGUGUGGGCCAAUGAGAAGGCCUGGUUCCAGACACCAUACACAUCCUAUGGCCAGACACCUGACGCCUGCUCGUCCUUUACCUUCCCUCGCAUCAUGGGCCCCGCCUCAGCUAACGAGCUGCUGCUGAGCGGCAGGAAGUUGACGGCUCAGGAGGCGUGUUCUAAAGGUCUAGUUUCUCAGGUUCUCUGGCCCGGAACCUUUAAUCAGGAAGUGAUGCUCCGAAUCAAAGAGCUGGUCACCGUGGACCUGCUGGUUCUGCGUGAGUCCAAAGCUCUGCUGAGGAACAGCAGCCGCGGCGCCCUGGAGCAGACCAACGAGCGUGAGUGCGAGGCGUUGAAGAGAGUUUGGGGGUCUUCACAGGGAACGGACUCUAUCCUGCAGCACCUGCAGAGGAGGACCGAGCUCUGCUAGAACCUCACCUGGACCCACACCUGGACCAGGAGCAGACAGCUGAGACUGUUCAUGUUUCUUUCUUUGAUAAGACUCUAAAUUAUGAGGCUCCGCCCCCUGGACCCCACCUGUUUGCUUUAGAUAAACCCUAAACAUGAAUUCUCUUUAUUAUUAUUAUUAUUGUUGUUGUUGUUGUUGUUAUGGUUUCUUUAUUUACAGAUGGAGUGUUUAUGCUUUCUUUCACUUAAGACUCAGCCUCCAGUCACAUGCUAAGCUAAGCUAGGCUAGGCUAACAGAGAUGAACUGGAUCAUGUGACCUAUCACAGAGGUCUAUAAAAUAUUGGGCUGUCCCAUUAAGAGCCAGUGGCCUCCGACCACAAACAGGAAGUGGACUCAGCUCAUUUUUUUAAACAGAUGACAUCGUCACAGCGCUGGAGGUUUCCUGUAGCGCCACCAUCAGGAUUCUGUAUGGUACAGCACUUUGCAGUGAUGAAUUCUGGGUAAAAGCUCAUCCAUGAGAUACUGCAGUCAUGUGACAACGGGUCAGCUGAUCAGAUUGAAUUUCAGACCCUGAUCAUGUGACCAGGUGAUCAUGUGACCAGGUGUUUGUUGUAAAAUAAACUCAGAUAAAACGUG
This is a messenger RNA of Cheilinus undulatus (humphead wrasse), 2604 nucleotides long. It is a transcript of the gene cdyl, whose product is annotated as chromodomain protein, Y-like. The record is from RefSeq and is a predicted model, not a curated record. Lineage: Eukaryota; Metazoa; Chordata; Actinopteri; Labriformes; Labridae. Bases 280 to 1989 code for a protein of 569 amino acids. Gene Ontology annotation, molecular function: transcription corepressor activity. Gene Ontology annotation, cellular component: nucleus. The transcript has 7 exons.